AUGUCUUCUAACACUUCGAACUAUCUAUUUCAAACCAACGAUGAUUUUGCAAUGAUUGAGUAUGGUAUUGCUGACUUUGUAAUAGCAGCACCACUAUUCCCGUUGUUUUUUGUAAUCAUGAAAAACAAUUCGAGAGGACUGUUUGAAAUUUUUGGGGUUUCGAGAGAGGAGACGUGUCGCAUCUGUCGUAAUUUCCAAGUUGUCUUCGAUACAUCCAACGGAAACCCGUGCAACGGAAACUAA
Messenger RNA from Caenorhabditis briggsae, 243 nucleotides. Bases 1 to 243 code for a protein of 80 amino acids. The transcript has 2 exons. NCBI's taxonomy places the organism in Eukaryota, Metazoa, Nematoda, Chromadorea, Rhabditida, Rhabditidae. The record is from RefSeq and is a predicted model, not a curated record.